Messenger RNA from Gymnodraco acuticeps, 710 nucleotides. RefSeq names its product replication protein A 32 kDa subunit-like. Gene Ontology annotation, cellular component: DNA replication factor A complex; chromosome, telomeric region; nucleus. Lineage: Eukaryota; Metazoa; Chordata; Actinopteri; Perciformes; Bathydraconidae. Gene Ontology annotation, biological process: DNA replication; double-strand break repair via homologous recombination; nucleotide-excision repair. The record is from RefSeq and is a predicted model, not a curated record. Gene Ontology annotation, molecular function: DNA binding.
UUCAGUGCUGGAGGGGGCGCUAAGGUCGUGCCCACCUCACGACAGGACACAGGAAGCAAGGGAGAAGGCUAUGCUGGCGCCACCGACAUGGUUAACAACGGGUUGAGCGCAAACCAGAAUCAGGUGCUGAGUUUGAUAAGAGGCUGCCCCGAGCCGCAGGGCAUCAGCAUCCAGGACCUGAAGCAGAGACUGGGAGGAACGAGUCUCCUUGUCAUAAAGCAAGCAGUGGAAUUCCUAAGCAACGAAGGUCACAUCUUCUCCACCAUCGACGAAGAUCACUACAAAUCGACAGACAGCGACGAUUAGAUCCAGUUGUUUGAGUUGAAUCUGAUAUGUCCUUCAGUCUGUUUAAUAAUAACUCAAAGCCUUCCCCUAAAACACAACCUCUGCCCGUGCCAAUGCUAAAACUGAGUGACUUCCAAUGAUCCGUGUGAGUCGCGGCACUGUGGUCGGCGUUAGUUGAAGAACACAUGGUUUAUGUUGGUGAGGCUGUUGGUUGACACAUCCUGUAUCCUUAAGGUUGCUUCUGUAUGUUGCCAGUCCCAGAGGUGUUGCUUUUUGAGGAAGUUGUUGUUGUUGGUAGUAAAUGCUGUUUCUCUGUAUUUCACACCAUUUCUUUGUAAAGCAUUUUGUAAUUUUAAAAGAUUUUGAAAGCAAGUACUUCGUUUUUUUGUCUGUUUAACUCGCAUAAUAAAAUAUUGUAUAAUUAA